UCAAAGGUUGGCUCCAGACUCUGAAGGAGACAGUGGCUGUUGGACUAGAAGGUGAUACUGUGUCUCUUAAGAAAGGGAAUAAGUAGCACAAGAAUGGCUACGAAAUUUUACGACCUCACGGCCAAGCUGCUAACGGGGGAGACCUUCAAUUUCUCUUCCCUGCAGGGCAAAGUUGUCCUCAUUGAGAAUGUGGCGUCCCUCUGAGGAACGACCACCAGGGAUUACACCCAGAUGAACGAGCUCCACGAGCGGUACGCUAGCAAGGGGCUCGUUAUCCUGGGAGUGCCCUGCAACCAGUUCGGCCAUCAGGAGAACUGCAAGAAUGAGGAAAUCCUCUUGUCUCUGAAGUAUGUCCGUCCUGGAAAUGGCUUUGAACCAAAGUUUCAGCUCCUGGAGAAAGUGGAUGUGAACGGGAAGGAUGCUCAUCCCCUGUUCGUGUUCCUGAGGGAAAAGCUCCCGUUCCCCAGUGAUGAGCCAGCCACCCUGAUGACCGACCCAAAGUUAAUCAUCUGGAGCCCCGUCUGCAGGAACGAUGUGGCCUGGAACUUUGAGAAGUUCCUCAUCGGGCCUGAUGGAGUCCCAUUCAAACGCUACAGCAGGAAGUUCCUCACCAGCGACAUCGAGGGAGACAUCAAGAAGCUCCUCAACCAAGCAAAUUAAUGAACCGUCCUCCAAAGUGUUGUUCAACCAUUCUACGGCUUCCACUUGCACCAGCCUCUCAGCACUUAGCCAGCACGUGUGUCCCUAAAUAGAUCUCUGGAAACACCUUUGUGCUUGUGUUUUUUGUCCCUCCAUAGCCUCUGUAGAUGGUUUGACAUGUUUCCAAACCACCUGUGCUCUCUUGUACAUGAUGGCUGUGUUCUGUUCUUUUACUAUAUGAAGGCAUCCUCUGAAACCAGCGUAGAUGUGAGGAGGGUAUCUGAUGAAAUGUAAAAGGCUGAACGUCUCAGUUGCAUUGGGUCCAUGUAAAGCACUGCUGUGGUUUGAUGUAAGAGAAUCAAUAAAAUGUUUGGGGUUUUUUUCAAAUA
Molecule: messenger RNA, 1028 nt
Organism: Lates calcarifer (barramundi perch)
Lineage: Eukaryota; Metazoa; Chordata; Actinopteri; Centropomidae
Product: glutathione peroxidase 1-like
Exons: 2
Biological process (GO): hydrogen peroxide catabolic process; response to selenium ion; response to hydrogen peroxide
Cellular component (GO): mitochondrion; cytosol
Molecular function (GO): glutathione peroxidase activity
Source: RefSeq, a predicted model, not a curated record